Durio zibethinus is the source of this 2234-nucleotide messenger RNA. Lineage: Eukaryota; Viridiplantae; Streptophyta; Magnoliopsida; Malvales; Malvaceae. The record is from RefSeq and is a predicted model, not a curated record.
UUUACGUCUGUGGAACAAUAUGGGAAAGUUACCCCUCUUCAUGUUCUUCAAAGAUACAAGGUAUUCUUCAUAUUGCAAUUACGUCUUUAAAUCCACCUUCUAUUAAUUUAAAUUGUUUUGAUUGUUGCUAAAAGAUCAAUAGCCAUAAAUGACAAUCUCUUGAUAAAUCGAAUUGCUUCUGAUUUAACCUGCUUGGAAGUAGGAGCACAAUCCGUUAACCUAAGAUUAAACGAUCAUCAUGGUUUAAACCCAGAAUUCAUCUCAAUCCCCAUCUGAAACCAAAAAAGAAGAAACCCCAUGCUGUCAGGCUUCUUGGCUUUUGUGAUUAAGAAUGUUCUCAAGAAGGAUGAACUGGGUAUAGAAAUAGCACACAUUGCGCUUCCUGCAACACUUGCUUUGAUGGCAGACCCUAUUGCUUCUCUAAUAGACACAGCAUUCAUUGGCCGUAUAGGUUCUGUGGAGCUAGCUGCUGUAGGAGUUUCAGUUGCAGUUUUUAAUCAAGUAUCAAGGAUUACCAUGUUCCCACUAGUUAGUAUUACUACUUCUUUUGUUGCUGAGGAAGACGCCACCAGCAGAUCAAGUACUGAAGUGGAGCAAGACGAAAACCUUGUAAAGGGCUGUGUUGUUGACCUUGAAAUGGAAGAACUUAUGCCUCUAGCUGGCGACAAUAACACAAAAAUAGCCAGGUCUGAGCAUGAGAGAAGGCAUGUACCAUCAGCAUCUUCAGCUCUGGUUAUCGGUAGCGUGCUUGGGAUAAUUCAAACUUUGUUCCUCAUUUUUGCCGCUAAACCUCUCUUACGUUACAUGGGUGUAAAUUCUGACUCUCCUAUGCACAAGCCAGCACAACAAUUCUUGAUAUUAAGAUCACUUGGUGCUCCAGCUCUUCUUCUCUCUUUGGCUGCACAAGGGGUUUUUCGAGGAUUAAAGGACACCAGAACUCCUUUAUAUGCUAUCAUUGUGGGAGAUUCAGCAAACGUUCUUUUGGACGCAAUAUUUAUAUUCAUACUUGGUCUGGGCGUCAAAGGUGCAGCCAUUGCUCAUGUACUUUCUCAGUAUUUAAUUGUUCUCAUACUCUUUUGGAGAUUAGUUGAUAAAGUUGAUUUGUUACCUCCAAGGUUUAAAGACCUACAAAUUGGUCGAUUUCUUAAAAAUGGAUUUCAGCUAUUGGUGAAGGUAAUAGCUGUGACAUUUUGCGUGACCGUUGCAGCAUCAUUAGCUGCUAGGCAGGGAUCAACACCAAUGGCCGCAUUUCAGGUUUGCUUGCAGAUUUGGCUGGCAACCUCUUUGCUUGCUGACGGAUUGGCUAUUGCAGGACAAACAAUCCUUGCAAGUGCAUUUGCAAAGAAGGAUUAUGAGAAGACCAUCGCAGCUGCUUCCCGUGUGCUGCAGAUUGGUAUUAUUUUGGGGUUCCUGCUGUCAUUUAUUCUAGCAGUUGGGUUACAAUUAGCUUCCAGACUAUUUACAAAAGACUUUGAUGUUUUGCAACAGAUAAGUCUCAGCAUUCCAUUCGUUGCAGUAACUCAACCUAUCAAUGCCUUAGCCUUUGUUUUCGAUGGAGUCAAUUACGGAGCUUCUGAUUUUGCAUAUUCGGCCUACUCUAUGGUUUUGGUUGCAGUUAUGAGCAUCUUUUGCUUAUUCAUACUAUCCUCAAGCCAUGGCUAUGUUGGCAUCUGGAUUGCUUUAUCGAUCUUUAUGAGUUUGCGGGUGUUUGCUGGUGUUUUGAGGAUAGGAACUGGCAUGGGGCCUUGGGGCUUUCUCAGGAGCUGAUAGCUGUAAAUAUAUUAGAGUUAUUUUGUUUCUUUGACUCUGCACUUUCACAUUACCUUAAAAAUCCAACAUUAAUGUUUAUCAUUAAAAUGAAUUUGAUUCAUUGUUGAACUUCUUGCAGUUCUUGUUCUAUAUUUGUUCAUGUUACAAAGCAGUAUGUUCAAUUUUUUUUCUCAAUUUAGGUCAUUGCUUCAAGAUGUUUGCCAUAAACUAUCACUCAGAUUGUAAAAUAUGGUUGAGACAUAACUGAUAACCAUGUCUUACUUCAUUCAAAAGCCAGGAGGUAAAUAAUUGGAAAUCUUUCAUAAUCAAAGCUAUUAAAAGAGAAUUUACCACCGGUCAUUGAUCCGUUGGUAUAAUAUUGAACUUUUAGUUCCGGUAAUCAGAAUUCGAUUUCUGACAACAUAAGUGCCAAAAAAAGCUAUUAAAACUGUGCAACAACUAAUGCCAGAAGUAUAUACAAACAA